Molecule: messenger RNA, 1937 nt
Organism: Anastrepha obliqua
Lineage: Eukaryota; Metazoa; Arthropoda; Insecta; Diptera; Tephritidae
Product: toll-like receptor 7
Exons: 1
Coding region: 41-1765 (574 amino acids)
Molecular function (GO): protein binding
Source: RefSeq, a predicted model, not a curated record
CUUACAACGGUCGCUUCGUAAGUGUCUUCCUUUCGCGAAAAUGGCGCGAGUUGUGAAAUUAAUACAAACUCUCUUUAUCCUUUUGCCGGUAUUAAACGGAUUACUCGCACCGACACCCGUCGACGCCACUGAGGACAUUACACUGAAAUGCGAUGAAUUUGAGCGCAUGUACGAGAUGUCGGCGAGUGAGGCAUAUUGCACAGUCUCCGGCUUCGUUGUGUCGCACAGUCAAAUCGUGAAAAUGCAAAAAUACGCCAAAGCGAAUAAUACGAAAUUUAUGAAGUUUUACGAUUCGCGGUUAUUAUAUGUACCCUUCAAGUUGUUUGAUGUGUUUGCAUGUCUGAAGACGCUGGAUGUGUCCUUCACCGAAAUUUUGGAUGUGCCACGCAAUACUUUUGGUGCAGCAGGCAACUUGACCGUGCUUAAUAUGAGUAACAACAACAUCACUCAAAUUACUACAUCUGUUUUUAUGGGCGCUAGCAAUUUGAUGAGGCUCGACCUCAGCCACAAUCACAUUGAGCUGUUGAAUGAGAAUGCUUUCAGAGGUUUGAGCAGUUUGGACAAGCUACAACUUUCAUACAAUUCAAUUCAUGAACUGCCGAAAGAUCUAUUAAUAGAAAAUCAGUAUCUGGAGGCGAUAGCGAUAAACAAUAAUCAAUUGGAGUACAUAGAACCGGAAGUGUUUAAUCGGCUGCGACGCCUCAACGAUGUCAACUUGUCCUACAACAACAUCCAUCGCAUACAUCCUGACAGUUUUCAGGCUGCAUAUGGAUUGGAAAGCUUACUAUUGACAUCUAAUAACUUAACUGAAUUCGAGCUGGGUAACAAGAGUAUUCUGUCGCAGCUGCAAGUGGAUUACAACAAUUUGACGCGCAUCUUCAUCAACGGCACAAAAUAUGUGCGUGCCGAUCACAAUCGCAUUGCCGAGGUACAAAUGAUCAAUACACUCUUUCUGGAAACGCUGUUGCUCGGCUCCAAUAACCUGAGUGAUAUCGCUAACAUCACCAAUAUAACCGGUCUGCUUCAGCUCGACGUGGCCAACAACCCCAUUGGCCCGGUCAAUAUCACCACCUUCGAUCGGCUGAAGCGGCUACGUAUGCUAUCAUUGCGUGACAUCGGUCUGCGGCAUCUCACAUUUGGCAUGCUCUCCAAACAGCUCAGUCUGGAGAGCCUCGAUUUGUCAUACAACAAUUUGACCGAACUGAAUUUAGAUAUAUUUGUGCCUUACUUGUCCAAUCUGCGUUAUCUUUUUGUAGACGGUAACAAUUUGACAGAGGUGCAAGGCAAAGGUGGUUUCUCUUACGCCUUUCCGAAUCUCUCCAAACUGGGGGUGUCGCGUAAUCGUUUCAACUGUACCUACCUGCAUACAUUGCUAGUGCCGCCACAACUCUCUACCUCGGUGAUGCUGCACAUAGAGCCGGAGGAGAGUGCCGCCGAGCGCGCACACAUACGUGAUGUCUCAUGCAUUAGCAAUACUAUGGCGACGGAGAAGGCCUCCUUGCAGGAGGUUGAGCAUGAAUUGAACGAUAUGAAUUCGUUGCAGAAGGUUUUGCAACAAUCGAUGAACACUUUGCGUCUACACGAACAACGCCUGGAGUUGUAUUUGCUGUUGAUGAAGAUCGCUUUGCUGGCGAUGAUUGUUUUGUUGAUCGGCGUGGUGACGGUUUACGCGUGGAAAAUCAAAAGACGUGACUACUUUACAAGACGUGGCGCGAGUAUAGUUUUCCACUCGAGUGCUACGGUUAAUUCCAAUAUGGAGCAUUGAAGACAAGUGAAAGGAUACAAAAACCAAAGAUUAUGUUAUGUGUGCUUGUUUAAAUUAGUGUUUAAGGAAUAUAACUGACUACUUAGAUAUUACAUGAACUAAAGUUAUUUGGUGAAUUUCGCCUAAGAAAACUUCAAUUUAAAUAAAUUACAAAGAAAUUAUAAAAUUCUAA